GGGCCGUGCAUGGAGCGGUAGGUAAAAGAGCCUGGCUUGCGACGUUGGCAUAGAUAUUGAAUCACUUCAGUUUAAUUUUUCAAGCCUGGCUCUAGUUCAAGACCCAUAUUUAGUCCGUACAAUAAACCUUUAUAAAACGUUUGUGUUAUGACGUUUUUGCUGACAAAGCAGGUUUUUCGAUCAUGCCACCAGGAACUCGCUUUGUCUUGUUCCAACUGUGGACACUAUUAUUGGUUUCUGAACAAAGUCACUGACGCGAGUCUUGUGUUUUGCAUUGAAGCGCCUGCGCACGAAUUUGAUUUGACGGUUAUUUUAGACCUUCCUUCGAAGAAGAAAAUCCCGCCGGGUUUAUCCAAAUACCAUCCAUGGAUCAGAUGUCCAGGGGGCGAUGGGCCUCCUAAACUCAGGGCUAUGCCUCCUAAACACCCAUUUUGCUAUUUCCUCAAUAACACAUGAAAAGCAGGCUAUGUGUACGUACACGAGCGGCGUUUUCGAGCGUUUCAAAAUCGUUUUUGUCUAUUUUAUUGUGUUAAAUUAGCUUUAGACUCUCUUGGAAAUUGGCGGUGUUUGAAACGGUGAAAACGUGAAAACGCUCAAAAAAGUUACCGUGUGUACAUAGUCGCAGUUUGUCAAUUCUCUUGAUAGAAUCUGGUAUCAUUUUUCAAACUAUAUAGCGCAAAUAGCUAACAACACUGAUUGGUUAUUUUGGUUUCGGGUUCCAGUCCUCGCGCGUUCAUGGCGGGAUUUGUGAAUUACUAAAUUGUAAACAUUACUUUAAUAAAUCAGGAGGAUUUCAAGAUUUUACUAUGAUUUUACUAUGAGACUUUCUCUUAACAAGAGUGGAAAUGCUCCGAAGAACCCUUCUUCUCAAAACAAAACGAAAUCAAAUAACUCGGGAUCAUCAAGCACGAUAUUCUCCAACUUCUUUAUUAAACCGAAAGAUAAGAAGUCCGAAUAUGGUGAUAAAUCUAUUAAAGAAAGGGAUACGACCAGAAAACAUGGUUUCACCGUGCCUUUCUCUAAACCAGUAAAACCACUUCGGGGAAAUGAAAUCCCCUUUGGUAAAGCAACCAUUUUUCGAAAAAUUGACAAAGAAAAUAAAAUUCCAAACCAAGAAUCUGAUAAUAGAUCACGGCAAACACAACCUUGGAAUCUGGAGUCAAAUAUUUCAGAAUGUAAUGAUUUUGAUGAAUGUCCUAAGCAGAAAGGUGAAACUACUCAGUCAUCUAAGAGAACAUUUAGUGAGUUUGAUGAUGUUGGUUUUGGCUUAGAACCUGAGCUUAACAGGCAACCUCGAAAUGAGUGUAAACGUUUGAAAACGGACAUGGUAUGGCCAUGUGAUGUUCAAGAUAAUGAUGACGAAGAUGUUGGUACCAUGAUGGGCCAGGAACUUUUCAACGACGUUGAAGAAAACAACAAUUCAAUCAACAACAAUGACAUUUAUAAUUGCAAUAUCGAUGGAUAUGCCGAAGAUCCUGAGUCUGAUUUUGAUUUCAUCGCACCAAGCCCAAGAUCACCAGAGUAUUUAUCACCCGAUGAUUCUCCACCAUAUUUCAAUGACAUCGACACAGAAGAUUCCUUACCAGAGACUGUCACCAGGCAGAAAGAAGGAAUGGUGACAGAAGUUGAUUUCACCUGCGACAGAAUACAAGCUGAUGAAAUCAAGGAAGAUAUUAAUGAAUACGAUGAGUUCAAACAUCGGCGAUCCGAGAAAGCCGAGGAAACUCUUGACGCAAAGUUUGAGAAAUCUUCCUCAGACUACAUAGCCGUGUUGGAAAAGAUUGCAGAUACCUUUAAGGCUUUCGACCAAGAUUUACUGCUAAAUUUGUUGGGUGAAGACGAACACGAAGAAUACAAGAAAAACCAAGUUGAAAGGAACAGAUUGAGAGCCCAAAGGAGGAGAUUGAGUAUAAGAAUAGAAGAGAAACGUCGAUCAAUCGGACAGAAGUCUUCGCAGCAAACUGGAAACGGAUGGUUAUUACAGAACAGUACCAGCACUAUCACCUCAUCAAGACGUGCUUCAGAUGGCGACGUCCUCCCCCUCUGUGGUGAUAGUUUCUUUGAUAAAUCUCCCCCCGUCUUGCAGCCUGACUCGUCGCAAUUAUCCAAAGUCUCUGCAAACUCUCACGCGAGUUUCACUCCACAAACGUCCAAGUCUCGAUCCACAACCCCAUCAUUUCCAUCGACAUGGCGGACGAACACUCCUGCAUUUCAAAAUCGAAAUAAAUCAAAUGUUAUUGAUAUAGAAGAUUACGAAGAUCAAGAAGAUCAACCCCCCGGUACGGGUACUAAUGCCAAUACGUCGUCUACAACAUCGGCACGUUUUUCAGGGGGGAGUUGUGAAGCAUCUCAAACAAAUAAUGGUAGUAAAGAAAAAGCGUCCACUGUCGGGCAACGUACAACGAGUGCUCAACCAAAGAAGACUGGUAACUCAUUACCAGAUGAUGGUUAUCGAGAUGAGUUUAAGAGAACAGAUUACGCCUUCACGCAGGAGGUGAACAGGACCCUAAGACGAACAUUUGGUCUGAAGUGUUUUCGUUUCAACCAACACGAAGCGAUCACCGCCGCUUUGCUCAAAAGGAAUUGUUUCAUAUUGAUGCCAACCGGGGGAGGAAAGAGUCUCUGUUAUCAAUUACCUGCUGUUGUAACUGACGGGGUAACCAUCGUUGUCUCCCCCCUGAAAUCUUUGAUACAAGAUCAAGUGAUGAAACUCAGUUCAAAUCAUAUUCCAGCGCAUCAGAUGACCGGUGAAACAUCGGCAAACGUCGUGAACGCCAUCUACCGAGAUCUUCACAGUGUUUCUCCUCAAACUAAGCUUCUCUACGUGACGCCAGAAAAACUUAGCGGGAGUGGGAGGCUUUCAGACGCACUGGAGAGUCUCUACGGUCGUGGAAAGCUGGCCAGAUUUGUAAUUGACGAGGCGCACUGCGUCAGUCAGUGGGGCCAUGAUUUUCGCCCUGAUUAUAAAAAGUUGUCGGCGUUAAACGAGAAGUUUCCUCUCGUUCCCAUGAUGGCGGUGACCGCAACAGCAACGCCUCGUGUUCGCACAGACAUUGUCACGCAGUUGAGAAUGAAAGAACCCAUGUGGUUCAGCCAGAGUUUCAACCGUCCAAAUCUGCAGUUCCUGCUUCGUCCUAAGAAAGGCAAACUAGCGGAGCAAAUUACGGAAAUUAUCAAGGCAAACCACGCGAUUGAUUCAGGCAUUAUCUAUUGUCUAUCCAGGAACGAUUGUGACAAUCUGGCCGAUAAUCUUCGUCAGACUGGGAUUCAGGCCACUGCAUAUCACGCGGGCUUGUCUGAUUUGGAACGUAAACGCACUCAAGAGGACUGGAUACGAGACAGAUGCAAGGUGAUCUGUGCGACAAUCGCGUUCGGGAUGGGAAUAGACAAGGCUGAUGUGCGAUUUGUCUUUCACCAUUCGUUGCCCAAGUCGCUUGAGGGUUACUUUCAGGAGUGUGGUCGCGCUGGCAGAGAUGGCCAGAAUUCUGUAUGUAUCCUGUUCUACAACUAUGGAGAUGUGCAUCGUUUGAAAAGAAUGGUCCUAUCAGACAAAACAAAUACCCAGGCAUCCAUAAAUGUACACAUGAACAACCUCUACCGUGUUGUCCAAUACUGUGAAAACGUGACAGAAUGCAGGCGUGCGCAGCUCCUGGAGUACUUUGGAGAGACUGGAUUCGACACUGCUGAAUGCCACAAUAACCAGUCCACGAUCUGUGACAACUGCUCAAGCGCUGACCAGGUUAAAAAGCAAGAUGUUACACCACUUGCCAAGUUGAUUGUUGAGUCUGUGAAUACGUUGAUCCAUAAAGGAAAUGGCAACUGGCAACGUCCUAUGGCUCAACUGACAUUGAAACAUCUGGUUGACGUGUUUAAGGAUUCUCAAAAGGUACCUUCAUCGAAAUUGGAGUGAAAUUGGUAGCACUCGAUCUUCUCGGGUGUAAAAGUGCAACGGAGUCAAACCUCACAGGAAUCAAACUUCAGUUCAGUCACAGAGAUGAGAGCCAUGAACUAAUGACCACUGUGUUUGGUAGAGUCAAACUGAAAGCACUCUUUUCACAUGUGACUGAGAUGAACUGAUUUGAUCAUUACAAGAGGCAGUUUA
This is a messenger RNA of Dendronephthya gigantea, 4102 nucleotides long. RefSeq names its product Bloom syndrome protein-like. Gene Ontology annotation, molecular function: ATP binding; nucleic acid binding; four-way junction helicase activity. Lineage: Eukaryota; Metazoa; Cnidaria; Anthozoa; Malacalcyonacea; Nephtheidae. The coding region runs from base 818 to 3910 and encodes 1030 amino acids. The record is from RefSeq and is a predicted model, not a curated record. Gene Ontology annotation, biological process: double-strand break repair via homologous recombination. Gene Ontology annotation, cellular component: cytoplasm; chromosome; nucleus. The transcript is spliced from 17 exons.